GCCGUCAUAGGUGAUGAAGAUUCUAGUUCGAUCAAACAUAUCAGGGAAAGAGUAAAUCCAAACAUAGUAAAAUUCUCUGACUUGGGACAUUUAAAAAGAACGAUAAGAGGUAAACUAGAAAAAUUGCACAAGUCGCAAAAAUCAUUAAGUGUCAAAGUGCGUGAGAGCUUUAUGAAAAAUUUUUCGUAUGCCGUGCAGCAAAAUAAAAAUAAAAGUGAAGAAGAAAUGAGAAAUGCUUUGCAAGCUAUAGUACCGCACAUGUAUGGAAACCACACACGGUGUGGUUCUUGGUGUAAGACUGGUGAAAACCACAACAGAAAGCACUCAAACUUACCUUAUGGUUGCGAUUUAACAGACAAUGAAUUGCGUAUACACCUGGAAAAUCUGUUGUCACCGUUCAUUUCAAAUUGCCAAAAGUUAAUGACAAGUGGUUCAACACAGGCAAAUGAGUCGUUGAACAAUAUUGCUUGGAGCAAAGCACCGAAGUCACGCAAUUAUAAUGCAAGUGAAAGUUUUGAUUAUAGGUGCGCAGCAGCCGUCUUGCAGUACAACGAAGGAGUUGAAUACAUAAAUAGAGUAAUAGAAAAGUCAAAUCUUACACCUCAGAGAGCGACAAAAUCCUACACUGUUGAAAAAGAUAAAAGGAGGUCAUACCUAAGAUUCUAUCAGAAAGAAAAAAGAGUGAAAAGACGACGACUAGAUUUGAAGAAAAGGCGAUUAUUUAGUGAGAAUGUUAGCGAAAUAAAAGAAGGACUGACUUACAAAAGUGACUGUGCCUGGAAAUAAACGAAGCAGAACUCGAUACUGCCGUAAUACCAGACGCUAAUGAGCAGAUGGAACCCUUGAAAAACUGUGACAUGGAGAAUUCUGUAAUUGUUUUCUAUGACAUUGAAACGACCUCUCUUGACGCAAGUGCGGAAAUUGUACAAUUGUCGGCCUGUACCGACAGUAGUUGUUUCAACCGGUACAUUUUGCCACACAGGGAUUUUAACCGUAAAUCAUCAGAAAUUACAGGUUUGACUGCUGAGAUGAUAAACGGACAUCGCAGCUUGUGCAAAGCAGGAAAGACACUACCCUCCACAACAUUACAUGCUGCUCUGAAUGAAUUCAUUGAUUGGCUCAAUUCCUUGAAGUAUGAAAAAGUAAUUUUAGCCGCUCAUAACGGAAAAUCAUUCGACAUGCGGCUUUUAAUCCAGGCUUUUCAAAAAGAAGGUAGACUGAACGCGCUCUCUGUCUCUGUGUAUGGAUUUGUAGACACACUACAUAUGUUUAGAUCCGUAAGGAAAGACAAGCAGUCAUUAUCA
Molecule: messenger RNA, 1304 nt
Organism: Mercenaria mercenaria
Lineage: Eukaryota; Metazoa; Mollusca; Bivalvia; Venerida; Veneridae
Exons: 1
Coding region: 172-786 (204 amino acids)
Source: RefSeq, a predicted model, not a curated record